AUGGCCAUUCGCCGAAUGAAAGCGUUGGAGAAGAAGUUGCAAGGAAAUCCUGCAUUGAUGCAGCGAGUUAGCGAGCAGUUGUGCGACUUCGAGCGGAAGGGCUAUAUACGCAAAGUCAGCCAGUCAGAAGCGAUCUCCAUCGACUCUCGGAGGACUUGGUUUCUACCUCUAGGCGUCGUGAUCAAUCCGAAGAAGCCGGCGAAAAUUCGGUUGAUAUGGGAUGCUGCGGCAAAAGUUGGAGCGGUUUCCUUCAACUCAUACUUGCUAAAAGGUCCGGAUCUUCUCACACCCCUGCCAAAAGUUCUCAGUGGUUUCCGAUUGUUUCCUGUGGCAGUUUCAGGGGACAUCAGGGAGAUGUUUUUGCAAAUAAAACUGCAAGCUAGCGACAAGAACACCCAGAUGUUUGUAUAUCGCCACAAGCCUGAGGAGCCGGUUCAAAUCUACGCUAUUGAAGUCACUAUGUUUGGUUCCACGUGCUCUCCGUCUACUGCGCAAUUCGUCAAGAAUACAAACGCCCAGCAUUACGCACUCCAGUACCCUCGUGCGUCGGCAGCAAUCAUCGACCACCACUAUGUGGACGACUAUUUGGACAGCUUCAUGACAGUUGACGAAGCUGCACAGGUGGUAAACGAAGUCAAACUUGUCCACUCAGGAGGCGGGUUCGAAAUACGCAACUUUCUAUCGAAUGAAGGCGAAGUACUGAGGAGAACUGGGGAGAUCGAACCAGAUUCAUCCAAAGAUUUUGUUCUAAUGCGUGCAGAAACUACCGAAUCAGUUCUAGGGAUGAAGUGGAUCACAGCCGAAGACGUCUUCACGUACAGUUUUGCUAUGCGCGACGAUCUACUGCCUGUUCUCGAUAAGGAUCACAUUCCGACGAAACGCGAAGUCCUGAAAGUGGUCAUGAGCCUUUUUGAUCCCUUGGGAUUCCUGUCUUUCUUCCUAGUUCACGGCAAGGUAUUGAUGCAGGACAUUUGGGCAUCUGGAAUCGGUUGGGAUGAACGAAUCAGCGAUCAGCUCUACACCCAGCUCCAUGUUCUCGUCGACGCUAGUGAUUCCGCUUAUGCUUGCGUUGCAUAUUACCGCCUCGAAACGGAGAACGGAAUUCAUGUAACGCUGAUCUGCUCGAAGAACAAGGUGGCACCUCUCAAGGUACUAUCGGUCCCUCGCUUGGAGUUGAAAGCAGCGGUCUUGGGAGUUCGGAUGCUGGAAUCAGUGCACAGUUAUCACACUUACCCUAUUCGUCGAAGGUUCCUCUGGAGCGAUUCAAGUACCGUGCUGGCAUGGAUUCGGUCUGAACAUCGUCGAUACAAUAAAUUCGUCGCCGUUCGGAUUGGCGAGAUUCUUACCGCAACAGAUGUCCGCGAAUGGAGAUGGGUUCCCUCCGGGUUAAAUACGGCAGAUCUCGCCACUAAGUGGAAGAAUGGACCAGAUUUUUCGCCAGACACUCCUUGGUUCGACGGACCGUCGUUCCUCCACCAGCCAGAAGACUCCUGGCCACAACAAGUGCAAACAAUAACCACCAGCGAAGAACUGAAAACUAUUCACACCCAUUCUACGGCUGCAUCGUUAAUCGACCCCUCACGGUUCAGCCAAUGGCUACGUCUGCAACGAACGAUGGCGUUUGUACUCCGGUUCAUCAACAAUCUAAAAUGUAGACGAAGUGGUGUUACACCACAACUUGGCAUUCUCUGCCAAGACGAGCUGAAACGUGCUGAGGAAGAACUGUGGAGGGUAGCACAAGGUGAUGCCUUUCCGGAAGAAAUGUCCAUCCUCUCGGAAACCCAAGGUUCACCUGAUGCGCGUCACAGACGCGUAGCUAAAUCCAGCCCGAUUUACAAGAACUGGCCAUUUUUAGACGUACGUGGAGUACUACGUCUUCGUGGCCGAAUUGGUGCUGCCACAUUCGCACCAACCGAAGCUAAGUACCCUGUGAUUCUUCCCCGACAACACAUAAUCACCCUCCUAAUUACAGACUGGUACCAUCGUCGUUUCCGCCACGCCAAUCGCGAAACCGUCGUCAACGAGAUGAGACAACGCUUCGAGAUCUCCAAGCUACGCGCCUUGGUCGAAAAGGUCGCGAAAAACUGCAUGAUAUGUCGAGUGAAGAAAGCCGCCCCAAGUCCUCCCGCAAUGGCUCCACUUCCUGCUGCUCGUUUGCAACCAUUCGUUCGGCCAUUCAGCUUUGUUGGGGUGGACUAUUUCGGACCGGUAUUGGUCAAAGUGGGAAGGAGCCAUGUGAAGCGGUGGGUAGCUCUGUUCACCUGCCUUACGAUUCGUGCCAUACAUUUGGAGGUAGUACACAGCCUGUCUUCUGAAUCCUGCAUAAUGGCAGUACGACGCUUCGUAGCUCGUCGCGGGCACCCGGUCGAGUUCUACUCGGAUAACGGAACAUGCUUCCAAGGUGCGAGCAAGGAACUGCAGAAAGAAGAGAUAACGAAACGGAAUAACGCAUUGGCCACAACGUUUACAACCGCUCAAACUCGAUGGUGCUUUAUACCACCUGCCGCCCCACACAUGGGAGGCGCAUGGGAGCGCCUCGUUCGCUCUGUAAAGGAAGCUAUAGGAAACCUAGCAGAGGCCCCACGUACACCGGACGAUGAAGUUCUAGGGACGGUGCUGCUUGAAGCUGAGGCUCUUGUCAACUCACGCCCACUCACUUAUAUUCCUCUGGAGUCGGCGGAUGAAGAAGCCCUCACCCCCAACCAUUUUCUUCUGGGGACUUCCAGUGGCGACAAAUGUCCAGCCAAUGAACCUGUGAGUAGCCCGGCCGUAUUACGAAGCAGCUGGAGACUGUCUCAAGCAAUAGCCCAACGGUUCUGGGCAAGAUGGAUCAAAGAGUAUCUACCAGUAAUCACACGCAGAUCAAAGUGGUUUGAAGAGGUUCGGGACAUUCAACCGGGAGAUUUAGUAUUGGUUGUUGGUGGAACGGCGAAGGAUUCCUGGACGGGAUGGGAGAGUACGCCAAGCAACAGUCAGGACGGCAACUGGAGUGCUACGACGGCCAGCAGUGAAAUUGGCAGUACUCGACGUUCUAGAUAG
Messenger RNA from Armigeres subalbatus, 3039 nucleotides. RefSeq lists its product as uncharacterized. Bases 1 to 3039 code for a protein of 1012 amino acids. The transcript is spliced from 2 exons. Gene Ontology annotation, molecular function: nucleic acid binding. NCBI's taxonomy places the organism in Eukaryota, Metazoa, Arthropoda, Insecta, Diptera, Culicidae. Gene Ontology annotation, biological process: DNA integration. The record is from RefSeq and is a predicted model, not a curated record.